Aplysia californica (California sea hare) is the source of this 860-nucleotide messenger RNA. Its product is annotated as small integral membrane protein 8. The record is from RefSeq and is a predicted model, not a curated record. The transcript has 2 exons. The coding region runs from base 360 to 752 and encodes 130 amino acids. NCBI's taxonomy places the organism in Eukaryota, Metazoa, Mollusca, Gastropoda, Aplysiida, Aplysiidae.
AAAAAAAAAAGUUGUUCUGAUCAAGCGACAGGAUUGCGUUGCUGUUUCACAAAAAAGCUAAUGUAACUGUUUAAAAACAUUUGACGGCUAUCUAUGUUUAUGCUGAGGUGAUAUAAUGUUAUUGCACUUCAGACAUCGACUUCCCAGCCAUGUCAUUUGGUAAUUCAUUUUAUUUAACAAUGAGUACUCCCUACCGACGACAAAACAUGGCUGCGCCCUGUGAUAAAUGUCUGACAGAUGCAGAGGUCUGAGGUCGGUUUAUGAAGAAAGCGCAAUGAUAGUGACUUUAUUCGUUGUCGAAUGAAAUUUUAGUCCCUGUAGUAUUAAUAAAACACAUUUAGCACCAGGUCUCUAUCCAAAUGGGAAAAGGACCAGUUGGUAAAGACUUCACCGGUACAAGUACAACGCAAACUCAGCAGACUCAUCAAACUGUCGGCAAGGACAGCGAAGGAAUAAUGUCAAAUCAAAGUCAAAACAACACUGCAAAGCAUGAACCUGUAAAGGAUGCUUUCAAGACGAGGUCGCCGGGAUGGACACAGUUGCCAUCAACAUCAUUAUUCAGGGCUGUCAAUUUUGAACUUUUUGUUAAGCCGAAUAAGGUUGUCAUGGCCUUUGGGAUAGCUGCUUUCACUGGAUGCGUGUCUUACAUUGUGUACAUGAACAUGAAUGAUGAUAAGAAAAAGACAACGUAUGUAACCCUGGAUGAAGAUGGGGGUACAACAACAAGACAGAGGUCGUCCCGAUGGUACUAAUGCUGCUGGUUUUUUGUUUUUGUUUCCUUUGUGUAAAAAAAGACAAUUGUAGUUCAUGGGACUUGUGACUUGUGUGUUCAAUGCUGUGCUAGUUAAGAUUCUGAAAAA